This is a messenger RNA of Fragaria vesca subsp. vesca, 1784 nucleotides long. RefSeq names its product transcription factor DIVARICATA-like. The transcript is spliced from 2 exons. Bases 653 to 1567 code for a protein of 304 amino acids. Gene Ontology annotation, molecular function: DNA binding. Lineage: Eukaryota; Viridiplantae; Streptophyta; Magnoliopsida; Rosales; Rosaceae. The record is from RefSeq and is a predicted model, not a curated record.
GCCACUCUCUCCUUUCUCUGAACUCGUCCACAGCCCACCAUAGAAUUGUUCUUCUCUGAUUCCAUAUCUAUCAUUCUCAGACCGACCUCUCCAUUUUAUCUACACUCAUAUAUACACCUAUAUAUACAUUCACCUUUUCUCUCUCCCUUCCUUCUCUUCAAAGAAACGAAGCUCAGUAACUGUUUCCCGCUUUCUCCAUCCUCUUGGAUUCUUCAGAAUCUCUUCCUUUGCUUUUCUCCACCUUUCUCACCCCUCUUGCCCUUCUGGGUCCUCCAAAUAUUUCACCCUCUUUUUCAGAUCAGUGUUGCUAUAAAGACCUCACCUUUGGCCUUAUUUUCUCUCAAAAACCUCCGAACUUUAUCUGGGUUUUGCUUCAGAAGAACCAAAUCAGAUUUUUUCUCGGAUUCUCUUCGAUUCCCAAAAGUGGGUCUUUUUGGGAUUCUUUGUUUAUGCUCUUGGGUAAAAAAGGAGAUUCUUGAUUCCCAGUAAAAGAUUCUGAGUUCAAUGCCCUUUUAAGCCAUUGCAAGACUCCAAUCUCUGUGUCUCUGCUCUCUUUCUCUAUCUUUUUCUAGUCUGGAAAGAAGCUCUGCUUUGAUAUCUCAGAAAUGAGUGUGUAAGAAAAGCCCUGUUGGAUAUAUUGGGAUUUGUGAGCAUGCAAACUCUGUACCCAGCUUCAUACAUGGCUGAUACUAAUUGGUUUUUGCAAGAGAGCCAGAGCUCGGAUUGGACUAAAGAAGAGAACAAGCUAUUUGAGAGUGCUCUGGCUAUCUAUGAUGAGAAAACGCCGGACCGGUGGGUGAAGAUUGCGAGGAUGAUUCCGGGGAAGACGGUUUUCGAUGUGUUCAAGCAGUACAAGGAGCUGGAAGAUGAUGUUACUAACAUAGAAGCUGGGCUGGUUGAAAUUCCGGGGUACCAGCAGACGUCUGCUUUCACAUUGGAGUUGGUGGAUGACCAGAAUUUCGAUGCUAAUCGAAAGAGGUCUGCAGCAGCUAGAGGUUCUGAUCAGGAGAGGAAGAAGGGGAUUCCUUGGACUGAAGAUGAGCAUCUGCGGUUUCUGAAGGGACUUCUACAAUAUGGGAAAGGGGAUUGGAGAAGUAUCUCCAGGAAUUUUGUUAUGUCUAAAACUCCAACUCAAGUUGCUAGCCAUGCUCAGAAAUACUUUAUGAGGCAACACUCGGGAGGAAAAGAUAAAAGGAGACCUAGCAUCCAUGAUAUAACGACUGUCAACCUCACGAGCACUACCACUACUAGUCCAUCACAAAACAAUAAUAGGUCUCCUUUAGACCAGUCUCCACCACCAGAGCACAACAGCAAAUCCACUGAAUCACCAAGAGUCGUACUUGACUGGAAUAUUAGGCCUAAUGAUGGAGUAGCAGGAGCUAUGAUCUUUGGCGCAACACAUGGCGAUCUUUUUGAGUCAUCGUCUCCAUAUGAUGUUGGAUCCCCAGAGGACCUUAAGUUACAUUGGCAGAACCUAUAUGCCAGUACCACUCAUUAUGCUGCUCAUGCUAGAUCACCGAGUUCGAUGUAUCUAAUGCACCCCUCAAGACAUCAGAUACAUGGAUGAAGCUCAUGGAUUGAAGAUCCAAGUAAAUAAUCUUUUGCUUAAUUUCACUGUUGGCCCUUUAGUCAUGGUAGUGUGUGAUUAGCAUAAUAAGGAUUUGAGUUGUUGCAUAAUGCUUGAGCAUUGCAGAAUGAUAAAAGAAUCCAUUACUUCUCGAAGUGUUUGUCUCAACUGUACAAUUGAAAUGAAUGGUAAAUUUGCACUUCCCUUUAUGGUCUUC